UGACAGGCACAGCCACAGUUGUGGCUUGCCAGCAGUCUUAAAAUGAGGUUUCUGCCCAAACUGGAACGUAAAUUUCGACAUUGGAGAAAGCUGAAAAAGUCGCCACUACUGCGUAAAUUGGAUGAGUUUUGUGAGAGUGUUCGUAAGCAGGGUUUUGAACAAACCUCUAAAGAGUCUGUUCACAGCUUGAAAAGUGACGAGAAGAAGGAAAAGGAACUUUGCUAUAAAAGACGCGAACAAUUCCUGUACAAUGGCAGCUUUCAUGAGGCAGUCGGCAACGUUUUACUUAUAGCCCAAUGUUUUGCCAUGAUGCCGGUGAGGGGUGUCACAGCCAAACAUCCCAGUAGCAUGAGCUUCGCGUGGCGCAAUUUGCGCACCUGCUGCUGCCUCCUGUUUGUUGCGUCCAUGCUGGUUAAUCUGGGCUUGACCAUCUAUAAAGUGUUGGUUGGUUCGAUUACAAUCAAUAAUAUUCGGCCCCUGAUCUUCAAGAGUAGCAUCGUAGUUGUGUGUCUUACUGCUCUCAACUUGGCACGGAAAUGGCCAGAGCUGAUGAUGGACUGGCAUAGAACCGAAGUGGAUCUGCCGCAAUAUCAGACGCAGCCGGAAAAGCGACGCAUGGCGCACUCCAUCAAAAUGGUCAUGUUUGUGGGCAUGAUGUUGUCCUUUGCGGAACAUUUGCUGAGCAUUAUUUCGGCCAUCAGUUAUGCGUCGUUUUGCAAUCGAACCGAUGAUCCCAUCCGCAAUUUUUUUCUGUUAACCAACGAUGAGAUUUUCUUUGUGCUGGAUUACUCUUUGCCGCUGGCAUUGUGGGGUAAAUUGCAAAAUGUCUACUCAACUUUUAUAUGGAACUAUAUGGAUAUAUUUGUGAUGAUUGUAAGCAUCGGUUUGGCAUCCAAAUUUCGUCAGCUCAACGACAAUUUGCUCCAGUUCAAGGGCAUGCACAUGGCUCGUUCGUACUGGUCGGAGCGGCGUACACAAUAUCGUAAUAUUUGCACAUUAUGCGAAAAAAUGGACGAUGCCAUAUCGUUGAUAACUAUGAUCUCCUUCUCCAACAAUCUGUAUUUUAUAUGUGUGCAGCUACUGCGCAGUCUCAACUCGAUGCCUUCGAAAGCGGAUGCUGUCUACUUUUACUUCUCGCUUAUAUUUCUGAUUGGACGCACACUGGCCGUGUCCUUGUAUGCGGCUGGUGUACAUGAUGAGUCCCGACGAUCGUUGCGCUAUUUGCACUGUGUGCCCAAGGAUUCGUGGUGUCCGGAGGCAAAGCGCUUUGCCGAGGAGAUAACCAGCGAUAUGGUUGCACUCAGUUGCAUGAAGAUAUUUCCUCUGACACGGAAAUUGGUGCUCAGUGUAGCUGGCACUAUAGUUACAUACGAGCUGGUGCUAAUACAGUUCCAUGAGGAUGAGAAUUUGUGGGAUUGCGUUAACAGCAGCUAUUCAUAA
Drosophila grimshawi is the source of this 1440-nucleotide messenger RNA. It is a transcript of the gene Gr64f, whose product is annotated as gustatory receptor for sugar taste 64f. The coding region runs from base 43 to 1440 and encodes 465 amino acids. Gene Ontology annotation, molecular function: sweet taste receptor activity. The record is from RefSeq and is a predicted model, not a curated record. The transcript has 7 exons. Lineage: Eukaryota; Metazoa; Arthropoda; Insecta; Diptera; Drosophilidae. Gene Ontology annotation, cellular component: membrane. Gene Ontology annotation, biological process: detection of chemical stimulus involved in sensory perception of taste; sensory perception of sweet taste.